Messenger RNA from Durotheca rogersii, 2771 nucleotides. Its product is annotated as vacuolar protein sorting-associated protein 27. The transcript has 5 exons. The coding region runs from base 495 to 2681 and encodes 728 amino acids. Gene Ontology annotation, cellular component: ESCRT-0 complex. Gene Ontology annotation, biological process: protein transport to vacuole involved in ubiquitin-dependent protein catabolic process via the multivesicular body sorting pathway; protein targeting to vacuole. Gene Ontology annotation, molecular function: ubiquitin binding; metal ion binding; phosphatidylinositol-3-phosphate binding. NCBI's taxonomy places the organism in Eukaryota, Fungi, Ascomycota, Sordariomycetes, Xylariales, Xylariaceae. The record is from RefSeq and is a predicted model, not a curated record.
CUAGUUGCGCUAAGCCUUAGGUUGGGAGGUACCUAGGUAGGUACCCCCUGGCGUUUUAUGUACAUACUAAUGUAUACACGUACCGGGGUAGGUUAGGAGGUACCUCUAGGCAGCUUAGGUACCUAUUCGGUACCUAAAUUGACGACCGCGGAUGCCUGGUAGAUCAAUAAGGACGGAGCUUGGGACUUGCCUUAGGUACCGUAGGUACCUAGCAUGAGUCGAGGCCAACUACCUCUCAUAGUAAUGGCCACUGCGUACGCAACCUGUAGGUAAUCGUAUCAACCCCGGCCUACCUGAUACAUUCAACAACAUACCGACCUACGUAAAGCUUCCUCACCACCACAACUCGCCAUUUCGAUCUGUUGCCGCGCAACUCGCCAUCGACCAGACAAACCAACCGCGUUGGUCUCCAUCUCAAGAACGAGCCCGUCGCAAAUCCUCUCAUCACCACAUAGUACCUGACCCGUACUCGGCCCUCCGGAAGCCCUUGCACGAUGAUGGGAAGCUGGUGGUCGUCCUCGGCCAACAGCGCCUUGGACGAGCAGAUCGAAAAGGCGACCGGGAGCAGCCUAGAGGACAUUCCCCUCAAUCUCGAGAUCUCCGACGUCAUCAGGUCCAAGACGGUACAGCCCAAGGAAGCUAUGCGCUCGCUAAAGCGUCGCAUCGGCAACAAGAAUCCCAACACUCAGCUGAGCGCGCUCAAUUUGACAGAUACUUGCGUCAAGAACGGCGGCUCCCACUUCCUUGUCGAGAUCGCCUCUCGAGAGUUCAUGGACAACCUCGUGUCCCUCCUUCGUGCAGUCGGUCCCGCCGCGGUGAAUAUCGAAGUACGAGCCAAGAUACUCGAGUUAAUACAGUCCUGGGCCGUGGCAACCGAUGGCCGCUACGACCUGAAGUACAUAGACGAGACCUACAAGGCCCUACAGAGGGAAGGCUUUCAGUUCCCACCUCGGACCACCGUGGCGAGUAGUAUGAUUGACAGCAGCGCCCCGCCUGAAUGGAUCGACUCCGACGUUUGUAUGCGGUGUCGUACUCCGUUCACCUUCACAAACCGUAAACACCACUGUCGCAACUGUGGCAACUGCUUUGAUCAGCAGUGUUCUGCUAAGACGCUCCCUCUGCCUCACUUGGGCAUCAUGCAGCCCGUCCGAGUCGAUGACGGUUGCUACACUAAACUGACCGACAGGUCCAACAAGGGAGGGUUCAGUAGAGAAGAGCGCACUCCGACGAGCCCGACCUUCCCGCAUAAGAAUCGCAGCACAACAGCCAUGCAACCUCGGAACGCCCGAGUUGACGACGCGUUCGACGAAGAUCUGAAGAGGGCUCUCGCAAUGAGCCUAGAGGACGUCCAGAACCAUUCGAGAGGUUAUGUCCCUCCUACAGACAAUGCCCCUUUAGCAACACAAGUGAAAACGAACGGCCACUCCCCUACACCCCUGGCAGCAGCGACGGGUGCAUCUGAGGAGGAGGAUGAAGACCUAAAAGCAGCCAUCGCGGCCUCCUUAGCAGAUAUGGAAGAGCAAAAGCAAAGACAUGCUGCCGUCUUAAAACAGCAAACAACCAACAUCGAGAGCACAUCGGCCGCCCAUUUUACUCUACCAAAGAAUGACUACGAGCUCACUCCCGUAGAAGCUGAAAACAUCAACCUCUUUUCAACGUUGGUGGAUAGGCUGCAGACCCAGCCGCCGGGCACCAUCCUAAGAGAACCGCAGAUUCAGGAACUUUACGACUCUAUUGGGGCGUUGCGACCAAAGUUGGCGCGCACGUACGGAGAAACCAUGAGCAAGCAUGAUACGCUUUUGGACCUGCAUGCGAAAUUGUCUACUGUGGUCCGGUAUUAUGACAGGAUGUUAGAGGAGCGCCUCUCCAAGGCGUAUAACCAACAUAGCAUCGGCAGCUACAGUUUACCCAACCUCAGACAACAACCCAAUCCGUAUCCGUCCAUAGAUUCUGCCGCAGGUAGCAGUUCUGCGGCGGCAGAAAACUUCUAUACCGGCGAGCGCCCUCCGGACCCUGCCAGAAUAGCUAGUAGUCACCAGUAUCUGCAACACGUCCACCCAGGCCCACAACAGCAAUUCGCUAGUUACGAUAAGCGAGCGUCAGUAUCGAUGCCUCCGAGCAACCCAUACCCACAGCACGCCCCUCCGAGAAGCGAUAGCUGGCAGAAGCCGCAGGGACCGUCAGCGCCGGCUCAAUAUCCCAGCCAGGCAAACUUCGCUCCGAACGAGCCUCCACCCCCACCUAACCUCGCAUCCCAUCCUUCCCCCCAGACUCCCCUUAAUAGAGCCACCGAGCCGGUCGGGACGCCGGUCGCAGAGCCUAAUGCCUCAUAUUACUAUCACAGCUCACAGUCGAGCAACGACCGCAACACGCCGACUAUCCCUCCCGAGGCUGCGCCUUCGCCCUACCCAAGCCUUCAGCACAACUUAAACUACAAUAGGCAAUCCGUUCCACCAACACCCGCCUCGGCGCCCGCGCAACCAUCCCAGCCUCCGCAACAAUAUCAGCCGCCUAGCCAGCAAGCGCCGCAACCGUAUUGGCAGCAGCAUGCAGGCCAAGGAACGCAAGUAUAUCAGACCAGUGGUGCAGAAUACCCGGGGUUCACCCAGGAAACGUUCCCUGCCGCUCCUCGACACGCGCCCCAGCAGCCUGUGGUAGAAGAAAGCUUGAUAGAUCUAUAAUGACGGCCAGAUAGGGCAGAUGUUUUUUUGUCGGCGCACUGAGGGUGUCUCUUGUUUAUGGGGAUGGUGUAUUCGGGACUGAGCCCCUUU